This is a messenger RNA of Ahaetulla prasina, 7632 nucleotides long. RefSeq names its product protein serine kinase H1 (gene PSKH1). The coding region runs from base 225 to 1463 and encodes 412 amino acids. The record is from RefSeq and is a predicted model, not a curated record. Gene Ontology annotation, molecular function: protein kinase activity; ATP binding. NCBI's taxonomy places the organism in Eukaryota, Metazoa, Chordata, Lepidosauria, Squamata, Colubridae. Gene Ontology annotation, biological process: protein phosphorylation. The transcript has 3 exons.
AGCGGCCUGGUACCUAGCGUUGUGUUCCCCGAUCGCGCGUGCUGAUGUCGUCACGAAUCCUGCGCCAGGCCAGAACCCCCCUGUCGGCUUGGGCUGGACCCGGCGCCCUCCCGGCCGCGGGCUGAGCUUCCUGGGAUGUUGCAAUGGUUAGAAUUGUUCCAGACAUGGUUGCUGUGGUGCUAUCCUGGGAGACCAUUUUGAUGGAUGACUAGUACCAUUCAGUGAUGGGCUGUGGGACUAGUAAAGUCCUUCCCGAGCCUCCCAAGGAUGUUCAUUUGGAUCUUGUUAAAAAGGUCGAGCCCUACACUGGUUAUAAAACUGACAUAUAUAAACAUUUCAUCAAAGGUGACGGAGAUGCCAUCAAGUCUGCUAUUCCUUCUCCUCCGUGUCACACCAAUCCGUAUGUGGAACAGCAGGAGCCCCGCAAGAACAGAGUGGCAAAGUACCGUGCCAAAUUUGACCCCAGAGUGACAGCCAAGUACGACAUUAAAGCUCUGAUUGGCCGAGGUAGCUUUAGUCGGGUGGUACGAGUGGAGCACAAGGCUACCAAGCAACCUUACGCCAUCAAGUUGAUAGAGACCAAAUACCGCGAGGGGAGAGAAGUAUGCGAAUCGGAGCUGUGCGUGCUACGCCGAGUGCGGCACACCAACAUCAUCCAACUCAUCGAAGUUUUCGAGACUCAGGAGCGUGUCUACAUGGUGAUGGAGCUGGCCACGGGAGGCGAAUUGUUCGACCGUAUUAUUGCCAAAGGGUCUUUCACGGAAAGAGAUGCCACCCGAGUCUUACAGAUGGUAUUGGACGGGGUUAAAUACUUGCAUACGUUGGGCAUCACUCAUAGAGACUUGAAGCCAGAGAACUUGCUCUAUUAUCACCCUGGUAUGGACUCUAAAAUCAUGAUCACCGAUUUCGGGCUGGCGAGUGCUCGGAAGAAAGGAGAUGACUGCUUAAUGAAGACUACCUGUGGGACCCCAGAGUACAUUGCCCCAGAGAUCUUGAUCAGGAAGCCUUACACUAAUUCCGUGGACAUGUGGGCGCUCGGGGUGAUCUCGUACAUCCUACUAAGUGGGACUAUGCCUUUUGAGGAUGAUAAUCGCACCCGCUUGUAUCGGCAAAUCCUGAAAGGAAAAUACAGCUAUUCCGGGGAGCCCUGGCCCAGCGUGUCCAAUCUUGCUAAAGAUUUCAUUGACCACCUGCUCACUGUGGAUCCUAGCGACCGGAUGACAGCACUUCAAGCCUUAAAACACCCCUGGGUGGUGAGCAUGGCGGCCUCUUCUUCCAUGAAGAACCUGCACCGCUCCAUCUCUCAGAACCUCCUCAAGAGGGCGUCGUCUCGUUGCCAAAGCACCAAAUCGGCUCAGUCUACCCGUUCCAGCCGUUCCACCAAAUCCAACAAGUCCCGCCGAGUGCGGGAGAGGGAAUUGCGAGAACUGAAUUUGCGGUAUCAGCAACAGUACAACGGCUGACAACCUCAACAAGAGACGAUCUCACUUCCUUCUUUUCGUCACGGGGGGCUGUGUGGUGCAAGGUGCCCACUAAGUGCUCCAGCUGCCUUAUUUCUUCUCUGAAAGUUCAGUCAGUCUCUGUGUCUGUCUUUCUGUUUUGAAAGAAAUGGAAAUUUGGGGACCUUGAUGCCUUUGGGGGGUAAAAUACCCUUACCUGGGCAGGGUCAGUACAGUAUCUCUGCUGUGGUGGGAAAUGACCCUCUUUGGGUCCAGUCCGGAGCUGAUGGUCUGAAAUACUGGAAACACAUGGAAGAGAAAAUGCUUACUCAGUUUAAAAUCCUUGCUACCACUGCUUAUUUAAUGACGAAAGUCAAUUGUUGUUGGCACAGCGUUCCGAUGGUUGAGAGAUUUAGAAGGCAAUCCUCUGCCCAUUUACCUGGAAAUAAGCUUGAUUAAAUUAAGGGGGGGGGUGACUUCUACGUAGAUACGUACAGAGGUACACACUAAGGUUCACUUGCUUAAGAUUUGGAUUCACCUGGAGCUCAAAGCACUUCCAGGAGUGCACAAAGGGACGAUCAAUUUUCUUUACCAGCGUGACCUCUUGGACUGUGCUACACUUUUUUUUCUAGAGAUUCUCGUAACAUUUAAUAUGUGUGUGUGUGUGUGGGGGGGUGUUCUCUAGAUCUGGGCCAACAUUUAGCUGGAAAUGGCUUGGAAUGAGCUUUGUUCGUCCUUCUCGCCUCUAUGUAUUUUGUGGCAUUGCUUUGAUCUUCAAUUUGGUUUUUUUUGUUUUUUUCCACUUAUUUUUUGGAGUAUAAGACACAAUUCCUCCCCCCAAAAGAGGAUGAAAAUUUGGGUGCGUCUUAUAGACCAAAUGUAGCCCUGCCCACCCGCCGGCCACCCACCCUUUGGCCUCUGCCUCCCAGCAAUUUACCUCCUUACAGCAAACAGCUCAUUUCAACUUCAGCACAGCCUGAUUAGCACAAGCAGCUGAUUGUCGGUUGGAUCGGCCUCCCGACCCUCAGCUGUUUCAGGCUGCAGGGGUUGCCAUUGCCUAUUGCCGCCUCUGCAGGCUUCCGCUAUUUGCUGCAAGGAGGCAAAUUGCUGGGAGGCAGAUUUUUUUUUUCUUGUGCUAAUCAGGCUGUGCUGAAAAUGAAACUAAAGCAGGCUGUUUGCUGUUUGCUACAAGGAGGCAAAAUUGCUGGGAGGCAGAGGCAGUUUUUUUUUCUUGUUUUCCUCCCCAAAAAUGGUAGGUGCAUCUUAUAGUCCCAAAAAUACGGUAAUAUUGGGAUGAAUUAUUAUAAUCCCAGUUACCAUUCCCAGCUCUGCCAAAAUUGUAGGAUGUGGGUCAGCAUUCCACAUUCCCAGAGACUGCGAGAAACUUAACAACUUUGUCUUCCAACAUCAUAUCCUACUAUAGAUGUCCUAUUACAAUGACAGAGUGAGUGGUUGAAAAUCUCUCAUCAAAUGGUUGUGGUUGAAGUUUGUUAUGUCUGCCUAUAGAAUGUGCAGAGAAUACAGCUUAGAAUCUUUAACUUACGUAGUUUAAUAAGAUCCACAAAUAUCCUACACGGCAGAGACCCCAAAGGAUUAGCCCACUUUUUUAAAAAAAAAUGUACGAUUGCAAACAAAGAGCCCCGAACCAAAAGCAAUAAUUCUGCCGUAGCCAUGUUUUAAAUAAAGUCAGGUGAAGCAAUGCAAAUGAGUAUAACAAAAAGAUUUGCACGUUACCAAAACGCAUCUUCAAAAUCAUUAACCCCCUUGAAGGAAGGUUGAAUUCUUCUAUCCUUGUUUAAGGCUGAUACACAGCCAAAGGAAGUGUUGGCAUUUUAUCAGCAUUAAUCCUUUUAAUUUCAAACAGCGGGGAGAGUCGAGUUUUUAAUGGCUCCCUAUAGAAGAUGCAACUCCCUGCACAUACAAAGCUAGCACAUCAGGGAGCAGAUUAGGCAGGAACCUUCAGAAGCGCUAGAUCUUUAUUAGCAAAAAGAAGAUUUGCCGACUGUGGGAAUGGAUUCAAAGUGGCACACACACCCCUCCCCGCUUGAAUGGUGAAGUGGUCCAAUGAAUUCUGCUACCUCAUUCUGCGGCCUAGGAAGACUCUCGUGAGAAGCAAAGGCUGGUCAAAAGACCAUCUGGAGUUUCCGAGUAGUUGAUCCUAGCUUUGAAAAUAACCAUCCCGCGAUGCUUUUAAUUCUCUACGUCAGCCCAAAUCGUAUUUAGUUGAGCUAGUCCUCUUGAUCUUUUUCUGUCCUUUUUUUCCAGGUUGGAAUUGUGGCCAAGAGAGCUGAAAAGUGCCUUUGAUCAGCGACCAACUCCCUAUACCCUCUGACAGAUCCUAUUUUGCAAUGUAACUUUCUCAAAACUUAACGCAACUGUCUUGAACGAUAAUUAGCCAGCAGUUUAAAGUUCAGCAUUUCAUAUACGUCUUGAUAUUCAAGGGGCUUUUUCAUGUUGGGCAGUUAAAUGCCAAGUGAAUUUUAUGAGCGUUAUGAGCCUAAAGAUAAGUUUUACUCCAGUGAGUGAUGAUUCUAGAGGUGUCCCAGCAACUUAAUUUUUACAUUCACUUGGGGAUGCCUUAUUCCACUUUCGAUUUAUCUCUACUUCUGUACUAAGCACACCUUGUGUAGAAUUGGUUUCUCAGGCCAGGGCGCCAUCUAGUGGUUCAGGAUGUUCUUGCCUGUCAGAUCAAUUAGUGCAAACAUCUAUUAAUGCAUGACUUCAUAACCUGUCAUUGUUUACUGUACCAUAAUUGGCAUACUUUAAUUCAUAUUUUGAUAGCUGUUGGGCCUCACUCAAUUUUCCAAUUGGCGUUUGCAUGAAAGGUGCUUUUUCAAGAGGCAACUGGACCAAGAAAGCCCAGUUGCCCCUUGAAAAAGCACCUUUGGGACAACCAUUGAUUGAUUGAAAAUCUCCAUGGACAUCGGCCUUUGCAGUGUUUAUUUGACUCUUCAGAACAUUCUGGAGGUCUGGGGUAGAGAUUUCUUUAACUCUUCUUUUCUCCAUUCCUUCUGGAUAAGAGGCCAAUCUUGAGAGAGAGGCACCGUUUUUGACCCCAUGGUUGUCCAUGGAGAUUAAUACCAUCUAAGCAUAGAGGUGAGAAACUUCCAUGAAGAAUGGCUCACUGUAGCCUGCUGGCCUGCUAUAAUGAGAAGCAAAUCAUUCACAAAGUGGAGUGUUUGUUUUUAAAUGCAUGCCAUAAUUUCUAAGAUAAGAAAAAAAAAAUAGAUUUAUCCUGGAUGCAGCAUAACUGUUAAUCCAUGCUUCUUCCUCUCCUGCUCCAGUUCAUUUUGGUGUUUUAGCUGCUAGGUUGAUUUAUGAUAUGUAUGCGAUACGACCAUUGAAUAUUCUCCUGAUUUUUGAGAUUAGGUUGUGUCCAGUGCCCCCUUUUCUCACUCCUGGAAAUACUAAACAUUGUAAAUUAUACUGGAACUUAGCAACGCUGUGUUGAAAAGUAUGAUUAGUUUGAAAUCCCAUCUCUGCCUUGGAGAAAGAAUGCAAAGUUGGGAUUACGUUCUAGUUUGCUAAGAGUGGGACUCUGAAGACGUAAGUGUGCUAUAGAUCGGAAGUCACUUCUGGCCCAGAUUUUGCCAUUAGAAAUAUAUUCUUGUUAUGUCUUGUAUUUGAACGUCAGUGGGUCCUUUUAUGCCAGCCUCUUCCUGUCACUUUCUAAGGGCUCAUUAGACCAGAGCCACGCUUACCCAUAGGUUGGCAGUAAGAAGUGUCAUCGUAUUACUGCCGAAAAGGAAGAGGCAUGAUAUCUUUUUCUAGGAGAGUGAUUAAAAGAAAGCCGUCUGGAACCAAGCAUCUAUGUAUUCCACAAUGUCAGGAUAUUUAGCUUUUAUCAGGCACUCUUUAUUAUCUGCCUUUAAAGUGCCAACUCUUUUUUUUUUUUAAUCCAGGAACUCUUGCACUUUAUCCUAUCCCGAUAAUUUAAUAUUUCCAAUGAGCCACAUGUUUCAGCAUUUCCCAUCAUUUCAUACGAAGCACAAAUUCCAAUGUUUCCCAACAUUUCCACCGAGUCACAAGACGGCGCUUUAAACAUUUCUGGCUUUUUAGUGACUUUUAUUCUCCGGUGGAAGAGAAUUCAAACGUGGAAAUGUUACUGUCCCUGUACAGUAAUUCACAAGCCAGCAAGGGCUGCGUUUCUCAUGAAAUUAUUGCCGGCAAGAUACUCCUCUCCCAAGGAGGACCACCAUCUUCCUCUGCUUACUAGCCCAUGGUGCACCAACAUGGAUUUCCUUGCCACUGUCGGAGAGGAGAUGACAGGAGAUCAUUUUAAGCAGUCCUUUUAUGUCUGCCAUAAUGUCUAGGUUGGCUUUUAAAGGUUCAUCUCAUAAAUGACCAGGAUUGUAUUUGUGGAAGUUUCAGCUUUGAUGAGUAAAUGGGGGUGAAGAUGGAAUUAAAGCAGCCUUACGUUCUUCUGAGGUUUUGUAAAUAGAAUUCAGCAACUGGAGGAUCUUCAAGAAAACGCAUUUGGGAAUGGGAUCAGAUGCAUAAAACCCACACCGGUAAUUUUGCCAAUACUUUCAAAAAGUUGCCUUUAUCUCAAGAUGGAUAUAAAUGCCAUUUUGCCAGUUUAGUGUCUUAUUCAAACCACUCAGUCAUCAUUCUUGGAAACCUAGGACCACAUUACAAGGAGUUGACAGUCCAAAGAACCACUUUGCUGACGAUGUGCCGUUAGUAAGUCCAGACGAGUUCCCUUUCUCUCCGUGUUGGGUUACAAAUGGCUUUUGAAACUCAGUGUGUCAAAGGAAGUCUGAUGUCACACGAGGGACUCCUUUGUUCAAAGAAGGGGAGAAACCAUUACAAGUCUCUGCGACCUUUUUGAACUACUGGGUGUCUCUUUGGGCUCCAGCUGAUGUCACGGAAGCAGAAACAAUACAAAAAAUAAAAAAUUUGCCCUUGAGCAGGUUGCUGCCUGCCCUGCUUUCAAUUUUUCUCGGUUUGCUUCAGCAAGCCACGUAUUUCCAAACCAUUUAUCUUAGGGAGGAAGUCCUAUAGAUCAGGGGUCUCCAACCUUGGCAACUUUAAGACUUGUGGACUUCAAUUCCUGGCCUCAUGGACUCAUGGCCCCUUUUCACACUUUAAGUUGCAGAAUCCCCAAAUCAAAAUUCAGGCCCUUGGCCACCGCCAUGUAGUUGCGCUAUCCAUGGGUCAUGUGAUCCCACCAUUCGCAAUCUCCCCAGCCGGCUUCCUACAAGCAAAGUUAACGGGGAAAGCCAGAUUCCAUUCAUGACCCACUGAACAGCUGCAGUGGUUCGCUUAACGGUGGCAACAAAGACUCUGAAACCGGGCACAAUUCAUUUAACCACAGAAAUUUUAAGGUCUCGAUUCUGGCCGCUAAGUCGAGGACUGUCCUGUAAUUCUGUGUACAGAUAGUGUGUCUAGACACCAUAUCUCUUAGCAGCUGUACGGUGCUGAGAUUACUCAGCAAUGAGGGACUAGCCAUUUCAUUGACAACCAUCGGGCUUUCCAAGAACCUCAGGGCUAUCUGGAACCCAACAUGAGGAAUGCUUUUCUUUUUGGGGAUAAGGUUGACAGGUUAUUCCUUUCAGAUAACUGGGAUCGGGUGUUGGGAGAGAAGGUACUUUCCAAAUAUUCCGUACUCCAGCAGCCCCCGACUGUAUCUCGCUGCCUUCCUGCCAAUAUCUGGUGUGCUGGAUGUGUCGCUUUUGGCACCACAGCAGAGAUGUGCAACUUGGCAAGUUUGUAGACUUCAACUCCCAGAAUUCCUCACUCAGCAUGGAAUUCUGGGAGUUGAAGUUCACUUGUCUUAAAGUAGACAAGGUUGGAUAGCCCUGUACUACAGUAUCCUUUGGAAGUCCUCCAAGGUAGGAAUUAAGAAACUUUUAGUCCGACUUCACAGAUACUUCUUCUCGUCACUAUAACAUCCAAAUUUGUCAAAAAUAAUUGUUUCUAGAAGCUCCCUUACCACGUCUUCAUAGGUCAGCAACUUCCCUUCCCUGCUUUUUUCCUCCCCAAGUAUUCAUAUCUGUGAUUUUUGUCUUUGGUGCCUUUUGGGAUUUUUUUUAUUUUUUACACAAUGGAAUUUCUACUUUUUUAGAGGGUGAUUUGAUGCAUGACAGUUAACCUGUAAUGUUGAAAUUAGUGUAUGGAAUUAUUUAUUUUGUGUAUUCAGUCUGUUUUUAAAAUUUGGAACUGUAACCUUUUUAUUCAGUAAAAUGUUGAU